AUGAAGCUUCGCGGACGCGAGAAGAGCGCGAACGAGAAGACGAAGGAAGAACCAGUGACACCGGUGAUCGCGGAGCCCGCUCGAGGACAGAGCGAGGAGGCGGUCGUGCCGUCAGAUGAUUUUCUUUGCCUGUUCGACGAGAGCACCAGGGAAGCGGCGACGCUUGCGAACCAGACGACGCAUUGGGAGGAGGUCUUCGCGCAGCACGGAGGAGACGUCGUGGGAGAGCACUUUCCACAUUUCGAAGAUCUGAAGUACAAGCCUCUGAGCGGACGAACGUUGGCUUCGACGUCCACAGGACGAGUGUCCAAGCGGAGGAGCGGGACGCGAAAACCGAAGGCGCAACUGAACCGUUUGCAACUUCCGCAGAACCAAUUGCAGCUGCAGCCCCCUCUUCCGCCGCCCGUACCCGUGCCGAUGUACCGAUCAUCGACCGGAAAACCUCGUAGUUCGAAAUACAACGGUGUCUGUCGACACGCCAAGUCUGGACGAUAUGAAGCGCACGUGUGGUUGCGAGAGUCUCGUCGACAAGUGUACCUUGGCGGGUAUCUCGAGGAAGAGUUUGCUGCUGAGGCUUUUGACAUCAUCGUUUUGAAGCUCGCACGUAUCGGAUCGAGAAGUAGAACCGGGUCUAGACCGCUGAAAAUGAACUUUCCUGAGGGGCGGUAUGCGAAUUUGCUUCAACUGAUCGAUUCUUUGACGCUCGAUGAGCUCAUCAUGGAGGUGAGACGGCACAGCGAAGGUUUUGCUCGGGGCUCAAGCGGCUAUCGAGGUGUGACUCGACACGCCAACUCAAAAUUCGAGGCUCGACUCGGCGUUCCACGAAGCAAUCACAUGUACCUCGGUCUAUACGACUCCGCAGAGAAAGCCGCCGUCGCGUACGACCAAGCUUUGGUUCAGGUGCGCGGAAGGCGUGCGUCGACGAAUUUUCCGCUGUAUAACUACGACGAGCACAUACGCCAAUACGAGAUGACCAAGGCGCGACAGAACGUCUCCCAGGGGAAGCAGCACGUAACUUUCCAACAAUUGGACGACUACUGA
Molecule: messenger RNA, 1041 nt
Organism: Ostreococcus tauri
Lineage: Eukaryota; Viridiplantae; Chlorophyta; Mamiellophyceae; Mamiellales; Bathycoccaceae
Product: DNA-binding domain
Exons: 1
Coding region: 1-1041 (346 amino acids)
Biological process (GO): regulation of DNA-templated transcription
Molecular function (GO): DNA binding; DNA-binding transcription factor activity
Source: RefSeq, a predicted model, not a curated record